AUGGAAGCUGCCCCGAACGCCUACGUCCGUGCGACUGAAACCGCCCAAUAUGUGCGCAAGCAACUUCCCGAAUCACUUCAAUUUCCAAAAGUAGCCAUCGUUUGUGGUUCGGGUCUUGGAGGGCUGGCAGACACGAUUGAAGCGGAGCCAAAAGUUGAGCUUGCCUAUGGCGACAUUCCCAACUUCCCCAAGAGUACCGUGCAGGGUCACGCAGGCAAGUUUGUGUUUGGUCAGAUCGGGCCUCAGAAAACGCCUGUAGCGCUUCUGGUCGGACGAGCACACUACUAUGAGGGUCACACGAUGGAUGUGGUUACUUUCGCUACUCGAGUGUGUAAACUUCUCGGUGUCGAGACUAUGGUUGUUACCAACGCUGCGGGUGGUCUGAACCAGACUUACCGUGUAGGCGAUAUAGUCUGUCUGAACGAUCACCUCUUCAUGGCCGGCCUCGUGGGACUUCACCCUCUCCGAGGACCCAACAUUGAAGAGUUUGGAGUCCGCUUCCCACCGCUAUCUGAUGCGUACGACCUUGACUUGAGAAGGCGAACGCACCAAGCCUGGGUGAAGUUGGGCCUCGAUAAGCAACAGAGACGCCUGCAUGAAGGCGUGUAUGCGUUCGUUUCGGGACCAACGUAUGAAACCAGAGCUGAGUGCAGAAUGUUGAGCAUGCUCGGCGCAGAUGUGGUGGGAAUGUCCACUGUACCAGAGAUCAUCGUUGCUCGUCACGCAGGCAUGCGCGUGCUCGCCUUCAGUCUGGUGACCAACGUAGCAGUCCUCGAGGCAGGGCUUCGCGGAGACGAUGCAACGAUCCAGAGCCUGACCCCGGCCGAGUUGACAGAGCAUCUCAGUCAGGGUAAGGCGAACCAUGAGGAGGUACUGGAAGCGGGCCGAGAGGCGGCAAAAGACAUGCAGGCCCUGGUCAAGGAGAUACUAGCAGGUCUGUACGCAUAG
Messenger RNA from Parastagonospora nodorum SN15, 948 nucleotides. RefSeq lists its product as hypothetical. Gene Ontology annotation, cellular component: cytoplasm. Lineage: Eukaryota; Fungi; Ascomycota; Dothideomycetes; Pleosporales; Phaeosphaeriaceae. Gene Ontology annotation, molecular function: purine-nucleoside phosphorylase activity. The coding region runs from base 1 to 948 and encodes 315 amino acids. The transcript is spliced from 6 exons. Gene Ontology annotation, biological process: nucleoside metabolic process. The record is from RefSeq and is a predicted model, not a curated record.